UCCCCCCGUGUCCCCCCUGUCCCGGGAUGUCCCCGCUGCCCCCCACGCCGCUGUUCUGGGCGGAGCGCGGGGCAGUGCUGGUGUCCUGCGCUCUGUCCUGCGUGGGCUCGGUGCUGCUGCUCUGCUCCCAGGCGCUGUGGCCGGAGCUGCGGACGCGCCCGCGGCAGCUGCUGCUCUACCUGUCCGUGUCCGACCUGCUCUCGGCCCUCUCCUACUCCUACGGGGUGCUGCGGGACUUCCAGCGCUCCUCGUGGGACUGCGUGCUGCAGGGAGCCCUGUCCACCUUCGCCAACACCAGCUCCUUCUUCUGGACCAUGGCCAUCGCGCUCUACCUGUACCUGAGCAUCGUCAGGGGCUCGCCCACGGGCUCGGGAUUGCUCUGGGGUUUCCACGUUGUGAGCUGGGGGGUGCCCCUGGCCAUCACGGUGGCCGCCGUGGCUCUCAGGAAGAUCGGCUACGACGCCUCCAACGUGUCCGUGGGCUGGUGCUGGGUGAACCUGGACGCUGAGGAUCGGCUCCUGUGGAUGCUGCUGACAGGGAAGGUCUGGGAGAUGCUGGCCUAUGUGACCCUGCCCGUGCUCUACAUCCUCAUCAGGAAGCACAUUAACAGAGCACACGCUGCUCUCUCUGAGUACCGCCCCAUCCUGCCUGGAGCCCCUGCCCUGCAGCCCCGCUCCAGCAUUGCAGACAAGAAACUCAUCCUCAUCCCCAUCAUCUUCAUCUUCCUCCGCAUCUGGAGCACGGUGCGCUUCAUCCUGACCCUGUGCAACUCCCCCGCCGUGCAGAACCCCGUCCUGGUCGUGCUGCACGGAAUUGGGAACACGUUCCAAGGAGGAGCCAACUGCAUCCUGUUCGUGCUGUGCACACGGGUGGUGAGGGCCAGGCUGCUCUCCCUGCUCUGCUGUGGCCACUGUGCCACCCUGGGCUCCCCAGGCUCCUGGCAGCAGCCACAGCCCCACAAGGACAAGGACAAGGACAAGGAUGUGCCCAGCCCUGAGCAGAACAAGCCGCUGCUCUCCAGCACCUGAGCUGCCCUGGAUGAUGCUGAUUGCUUCUCUCAUGGUGAGGAUGGUGCCACAGUCCCACAGAGGGAGCUGCAGCCCGGGGAAAGCGGCGCUGGAGAGGCUGAGCCUGCACAGGUCCCGUUCCUCGCUCCUCAUCUGAGUCAGGAUCCUCUGGAACAGCCUGUGCUCACUUUGUGUUCAGCUGUGCUCCAGUUUAUCUCCUCUCCUUCCCCUCACCCUGCCCUGUCAACCUUAAAACUUGUUUGGGGUCUUGUUUUUGUGACGAGCCCAACACCUGGAGGGCUGUGAGCUGCACAAAGCUGUGGGGACAGGAGAGCUGCUGGAGGAAUGGGCUGUGUGAGCCUUCCCCAGGCUGUGGGGACACAAAAGCUGCUGGAGGGGCUGGGCUGUGCUGGCCAUGGCUGUGUGAGCCUUCCCCAGAGCUCCAGCCUGCUCUUCCCUCGAGCAGGACAAGAGUUUAUUUUGUGCUGGGGAUGCAUGGUGCUCUGGAGGGUUCAUCCCUCCUCCUCGGUGCUUAGGGUCAGGUUUAGGUUUGUGGUGGCAGCUUGGGGGUUCUCCUGGGGGGGAUCAGAGCCCUGCAGGCUCCCUCAGUGCUCAGGGAUUUUGGGAUGUGCCCCCAGCUCCAGCAGGGACAGCCCCUGCCAGCAGCAGGUCAGCUCUGAGCUCCUGUGUUUGUGCCUUGGGACUGAUGGAUCACGCUGGGGAGGGGAUGGGCCUUUGUGUCAUCAUGUUUUACCUUAUUACAGCUCCUCACUUGCUUGUUUUUAAAGUAUUUUCUCCAACUUUUACAAAAUAAAGUUCUGUUUCUUUACUAGGA
Catharus ustulatus (Swainson's thrush) is the source of this 1842-nucleotide messenger RNA. It is a transcript of the gene GPR157, whose product is annotated as G protein-coupled receptor 157. Gene Ontology annotation, cellular component: plasma membrane. Gene Ontology annotation, biological process: adenylate cyclase-activating G protein-coupled receptor signaling pathway; cell surface receptor signaling pathway. Bases 27 to 1028 code for a protein of 333 amino acids. The record is from RefSeq and is a predicted model, not a curated record. Gene Ontology annotation, molecular function: G protein-coupled receptor activity. The transcript has 5 exons. Lineage: Eukaryota; Metazoa; Chordata; Aves; Passeriformes; Turdidae.